UGUGCGGCGCGUUCUUUCACGGUCGUUUAAUUGCCUUUUAAUUGUUUUCAUUUGAAAAGUGCAUUUCAAUUGUAUUGGAUAAUUAUAAAAAAUAAACAACUAGUGCAUGCAAAAAUAGUCGCGCAUAACUGAUAGUACGUUCAGUGCAAUUUGUAAUUUUUAUUUGACAGCGAAAACAUUUCAAUUGAUGGCACUACACGCCAGACAAUGUUUUAAUUCGUAAUUAUUUACUAUCUCUGGGAAAAUACAAUAGGCUGCGCAGUUAACCAAAAUUCCUAGUGCGGGCGUUAAUAAAACUAUUACCACAAAAAUGGAAAAUAUGCGCCCACCGCAAAAGUCCGUCCUAUUGAAGGUCGUUAUAUUGGGCGAUGGGGGUGUUGGUAAGUCCUGCCUUAUGAAUCGCUUCGUUUCGAAUCGUUACGAUGAAAACAAUUUCCACACCAUUGGCGUAGAGUUCAUGAACAAGGACAUUGUUGUGGAUGGCGAGAAAUAUACCUUACAGAUCUGGGAUACAGCAGGUCAGGAGCGCUUUUGGGCCUUACGCACACCUUUCUAUCGUGGCUCGGACAUCUGUCUGCUGUGCUAUGCUCUGAACGAUCGUGAAAGUCUGCGCCAUCUGAAACGUUGGCGCGACGAGUUCUUACAGUUUGCGGAUGUUAAGCCCGAGAAGUUUCCGUUUAUUGUUGUGGGCAAUAAGAACGACCUGAGGCAUGAAAUUAAUCCCGCAGAGGUACAACAAUGGUGCACGGACCAAAACAUAGCCAUACAUAUAGAUACCUCAUCCAAGGCGGCCACAAAUGUAACCGAUGCCUUCGUCCUGGCCGUGCAGCGAUGGAAGCACUUGGAACGCGUCGCAGAGGCAGAGCUCCGCCAAGACGGCGAGACCAUUGAUUUAACACGACCCGUCCGUCUCCUGCAGAAACGCGUUUGCUGCACGGGUGGCGGUGGCGGCGAUGGGGGCACGAAUGGCGCCGAUUAUGACGACAAUGAUGCGCACUUUGCAGAUUCCGCCAUGCGGGCCCCAACAUUUAAGACGCGACAGUUGUUUGGACAGCAACGCAAAGCCACAAAGGCGCCAAAGACCAAUUACCAACUAUAAGCACUGUGCGGCAGGGUGUGAGUGUGUGUGUGAGGCUGCCGGCAUUAACUACUUACCUUACUCUAAGAUAAGUCUCGUUUGUAGCUGUUAAUUGCAUUCUUGACGAUGUGAUGAACCAAAUAACGGGUGCAAUCAACAAUAUAUACGAAACACAUUUUAAAACCCACAACUUAAAUGUUGUAUAACAGCUUCUAAAAGCAGUUACGAUUAUAGCCGUUAAAGAAAAGUCUCCAAUACUUGCAAAACUUGUAUAACAGAUUUUGAAGACAGAAAAAAGAUAAAUAUAUCUGUAUAAUAGAUAAUGCACAGAAUGUUGUAUAACAACUGGUGUUGUUUAACAGCUUGUAAUACCAGCUUAGGGUGUACAAUUUUUUUAUUAAAAAAUAAAAAAAAUAAUCGCGUGAGAUAGGAAGAGGCUAACUAAAAUA
Scaptodrosophila lebanonensis is the source of this 1527-nucleotide messenger RNA. RefSeq names its product ras-related protein Rab-9A (gene Rab9). Gene Ontology annotation, molecular function: GTP binding; GTPase activity. Gene Ontology annotation, cellular component: late endosome; phagocytic vesicle; lysosome. The coding region runs from base 311 to 1099 and encodes 262 amino acids. Gene Ontology annotation, biological process: retrograde transport, endosome to Golgi. The transcript is spliced from 4 exons. NCBI's taxonomy places the organism in Eukaryota, Metazoa, Arthropoda, Insecta, Diptera, Drosophilidae. The record is from RefSeq and is a predicted model, not a curated record.